CUUCCCCUGCCUAGACGGGUUCCCAAACGCCCAAAAUAUAUUUUUGAAGCUUAGAUGAAAAUCUGCAUACCAGACAUUAUUGUCCAUAGCAACAGCAUUUUUCGUGAAUUUUAUUUCCUGAUGAGAAUUAGUGAGUUUUGAAAUAAUUAUUUGUACAUGAGGAGACCUUCCAACUAAAAAUGGGAGAUUCACCAGCAAGAUCCAAUGUAGGUUCACCAGAUGCCUCGAUUGCAUCAGGCAAAAAAUCUAGGCAAGAUAAUCAAUCAAGACAAUCAGGAAGAGUUACCUUUCCUAAUUCUGCAAAGUCUAGCUCCAACCAUUCUGUCCUAUCAGAUGACACAAUGCCAGCAGGCAAUCCAUUCAAGAUGCCACCAGACAGUGAUAUUUUUCUAAUGAGAGACAAAGAAAGACAAAGAAAGAAACAGGAACGUUUAAGACAGCGAGAUCUCAAGGUACAUGAGAAGACAACAUAUGCAUCUAAGGUAAACUUCAAAACGGCUCAGAUGAUAAAACCGACAGAUUCUGAUGAAGAGAAGGAUGAUGAAGAGACAGAUAAAGCAGUUGCUGUCAAAGAUGAUCCACAGUUUACUAUUGCUGUGACCAGAGAUCGGCAUGUAGAGAAAGAAUCACUAGCUGAGUACAUUGCCAAGAAAAGAGAGAUGUUUCUAGUCCAGUAUUCGCUUGGUGUAAAGAGAGAUGAGACUCAGAAGCUUGAAGAGAUUGCCCAGGCAGAGGAGAGAAAACUUGAACUAGCAGAACAAUAUCUAGAAGAAGAUGCUGCCAUGUUUGAUGAAUUCUUGAAAGAAAAUGAUUCAAAUUCUGCAGAGGCAAUGAGAAUUGCAGAAACAGAGACGAAAGCUAAACUGGAGAAAGUAGCAGAAAUUAAAAGAAUAAAUGCCAACAUGAUGGCCAUCAAAUCAGAGAUCUCCAAAUAUGAAGACACACUUAAAGAAUAUCAGAUGUACAGAAAUUUCUUGGAAAAUCUUACUCCACCAGAGAUAAAGAAAGAUAUAGAUGAAAGACGAUCCAAGAAGCGAGCAGAGAGAAGGGCGGAGAGAGAAAAAGUUAAGGCUGCACAAAGAACUACCUCAGAUCUUGUACAAGAGAAAGUUGAUACGAAGUCCAAGAAGCGCAGCGGGAAACAUCCUGAUGUUGCAAAGAAAGGAUCAGCAACUAAAAGAACUGCAGAGCAAGAAAGUACUGUAUCCACGGUAACAGAAUCAGAUGAUGAUAGUGAUGAGGUUGGAACAUCAUCAUCAACUUGUAUACCAAGAUAUACAUUGUCAGAUGGUUUGAGAAAGGAUUUGGAGUUAUUUUUCACAGACCCACAACAGCUAUUGGAUAUAUUUGCGGAACUGGAAGAACAAAAUCUUUCCCUUAUACAAAAUAGUCAAGAGACAGAGGAGGCAUUAGAAGAAAUGAAACAGACUAUAAAAGUUACAAAACAAAAAAUGGAGAAAGAAACAUCAAUAUUGAAAGAACAGAUUGACAAAUUAAACACACAGAUAAGAAAAGAAGAAAAACGAGCAGAGGAAUUAAAAAUCAAAGCAAAAAUGUUUUCCUAUGGUGAAUUUAAACAAGAAGAUCAGGAGAAGAUGUUGGCACAGCUGAACAAAAAAGUGGAAGAGGUUUACCGGAGCUGUAUAGGAGACAAUGAGGCAAACAUUAGUCUUACAGGUGCAAAAGGCCAAAAACUAAACAUUAAAACUGACUGGGAGCUUAUACUUGAGAACACACUACAAAUGUUGACGAACAUAGAGAACCGGCUGGAAGAACUAUUUGAACAGAUUGAGACCAUGCCACAGGAUAAAGUGGAAGCAGCUGAAAAGGCCAAAGAGAAGGAGCGUAGGUUGAAAUUAAGAGAGGAGAAGAUGGAGCAACAGAGACUCCACCAGGAGGAGCGUGUAAGAAAAGCCCUGGAGAGAGCUAAAGCUGAACCAAAGAAGCAGACUGGCAGAAAACUUGUGUUCAGAUCAGAGCCGCCACGCCACAAAAAGAAAGAAGACGAUAGAAACGAUCAACAGAGCAAAGAGGAGGAAGAAUUAGCAUAUUUUUUCACUUGGUAGAACUAGUGUCAAAUUAUUUCUUUUUAAAUUUUACUGAAUAUCUAUCAAAAAACAAAGACAAAACAUAGAAAUAAAUACAUGCUAAUUAAAAGAUGUUUCUUAUUGUGUUAAGACAACCUGCCAUUGUAACAUUUUCAGUACUACCAGAAAUAAAACUAACAUGUUUUCCAGUGUAAUUUCUUGAAUGUCAUUGCAGGUUACGUAAAUGUUACUUAGAAGUAGUGUCCCAAAAUUAGCAGAGGUUUUACAAGUCCACACUUAUUUUUCGUUAAUACCUGAAGCAAAAAAUAAAAAUAAAAAAGACUUUAUUGUCCUAUAAAGUAUUGAGGAUAUAUUUUGAACAGUAUUCAGUUUUUAGACCGACAUCAAAAAUAUAGUUCUUAUUCAUUAACGUUUUCUACUGUAGAUUGUAUAAGUUUUGCAUUCGUUUUAUUAGCUCAUCUGAUUUUUUGAAAAAAAAUGAUGAGUUAUUGUCAUCACUUGAGCGGUUGUCGGCGUCGGCGUCUGCGUCGGCGUUGCCUGGUUAAGUUUUAUGUUUAGGUCAGCUUUUCUCCUAAACUAUCAAAGCUAUUGCUUUGAAACUUGGAAUACUUGUUCACCAUCAUAAGCUGACCCUGUAUAGCAAGAAACAUAACUCCAUCUUGCUUUUUGCAAGAUUUAUGGCCCCUUUUGUACUUAGAAAAUAUCAGAUUUCUUGGUUAAGUUUUAUGUUUAGGUCAACUUUUCUCCUAAACUAUCAAAGCUAUUGCUUUGAAACUUGGAAUACUUGUUCACCAUCAUAAGCAGACCCUGUACAUCAAGAAACAUAACUCCAUCUUGCUUUUUGCAAGAUUUAUUGCCCCUUUUGGACUUAGAAAAUCAGUUUUCUUGGUUAAGUUUUAUGUUUAGGUCAGCUUUUAUCCUAAACUAUCAAAGCUAUUGCUUUAAAACUUGCAACACUUGUUCACCAUCAUAAGUUGACCCUGUAUAGCAAGAAACAUAACUCCGUCCUGCUUUUUGCAAGACUUAUGGCCCCUUUUGGACUUAGAAAAUAUCAGAUUUCUUGGUUAAGUUUUAUGUUUAGGUCAACUUUUUCUCUUAAACUAUCAAAGCUAUUGCUUUGAAACUUGCAACACUUGUUCACCAUCAUAAGCUGACCCUGUACAGCAAGCAACAUAACUCCAUCCUGCUUUUUGCAAUAAUUAUUGCCCCUUUUGGACUUAGAAAAUCAUUUUCUUGGUUGAGUAUUAUGUUUAAGUCAACUUUUCUCAUAAACUAUCAAAGCUAUUGCUUUAAAACUUGCAACAGUUUUUCACCAUCAUAAGUGGACACUGUACAUCAAGAAACAUAACUCUAUCCUGCUUUUUGCAAGAAUGAUGGCCCUUUUUAGACUUAGAAAAUCAUGGGUAGGACAAUAUUUCUAUUACACAAAAAAAAUCAGAUGAGCGUCAGCACCCGCAAGGCGGUGCUCUUGUUUACCAAUGUAAUGGUUAGCAGUCUCAUUUGCAAUGUUAAGAAUUAGCGAAACACAGUUGUUUGUUUUAGGCCAUGUAAUGCAGAUUUAUAUUCACGAAAAUUCUUCAUUUUGAAUGGUAUCAUUCACGAAUGUUUUCCAUUUUGAAUGGCAGUAUUCAGGAAUAUUUUCCAUUUUGAAUGGCAGUAUUCAGGAAUAUUUUCCAUUCUGAAUGGCAGUAUUCAGGAAUAUUUUCCAUUCCGAAUGGCAGUAUUCAGGAAUAUUUUCCAUUUUGAAUGGCAGUAUUCAGGAAUAUUUUAUAUUCUGAAUGGCAGUAUUCAGGAAUAUUUGAAUGGCAGUAUUCAGGAAUAUUUUCCAUUCUGAAUGUCAGUAUUCAGGAAUAUUUUCCAUUCUGAAUGGAAUUAUUCACAAAUAUUUACUAAAAUAAAACCAUUGCAAAUAUCAUCCAGUCUACAGUAUUUUAUUAUUAAACAAUGUUUUAGUUUGAAGUCAUUAAUUUGCUAUUCAAUCAUUCAUUCUGGUGCUUGUAAUACACAAAACAUAGCCAACAAAUAACUUCAUACCCAUUCAUAGAAAAAAAAUACUUUAUAAAAUAAUCAUGUUCCACAUACUUUAUUAGAAGUAUUGUAUUUAUUAUCAUGGCAUUUCAGUUAUUAUAAAACAAAAUAAUAUUUGAAAGAGAAUUUAAACUUGAAGUCAGUGUUUGUGACCAUGAUAAUGCAGAACCUUUAGCAUGCUAGGUAAAUUGUCGUCUGCUGGAAAUGUCGUCUGCUAAAAUUGUUAAGUUCAUUCAAUUUGCUCCAAAAUUGGAAGAAAUAUUGUCAGAGUAGCAAACAGCUUGGAACCUGAUCAGACGCCGAUUUAAUUGGCGUCUGAUCUGGUUCCAAGCUGUUUGCAAAGGCUGUUAAAUUGGCCUGCAGCAGGCUAAGGGUUAAUAGAUCCUGUAGAAAAAAGUUUUGAGAGCGUGUGCUAAAAAACUGGAAUGAUGCAAAUUUAUUUUGUUUUAUGGUAUCUAAUUUGAUUUGUUUUUCAGUAUAAUGUCCGUCCAUUGUUAAGACUGCCAUUUUGUUCUGUAAAAUAUUUUGUGAAGUUUUAUUGUUAACGAUAAUUUAUUACGUGUUUAUAUAAAUAUGUAAUGCCAUCUGUAAGAUAUUUUGAAGUCGAUAUAAAAAGAGAAAAUAUGAAAUAAAAAUUAUUAAAACAAUAUUACUGGUA
Messenger RNA from Mercenaria mercenaria, 4734 nucleotides. Its product is annotated as cilia- and flagella-associated protein 100-like. NCBI's taxonomy places the organism in Eukaryota, Metazoa, Mollusca, Bivalvia, Venerida, Veneridae. The coding region runs from base 180 to 2066 and encodes 628 amino acids. The record is from RefSeq and is a predicted model, not a curated record. The transcript has 18 exons.